This is a messenger RNA of Contarinia nasturtii (swede midge), 522 nucleotides long. Its product is annotated as histone-lysine N-methyltransferase SETMAR-like. Gene Ontology annotation, molecular function: nucleic acid binding. The transcript is spliced from 2 exons. Lineage: Eukaryota; Metazoa; Arthropoda; Insecta; Diptera; Cecidomyiidae. The annotation marks the transcript as partial. The record is from RefSeq and is a predicted model, not a curated record.
AUGGAUAAAAUCGAAUAUCGUGCGGUGAUUAAGUUUCUGACAAAAGAAGGUGUGGCACCAAAAGAUAUCGAUGAUCGCUUGCGUGCAGUUUAUGGUGACCGUGCUCCAUCGUAUGCCACAGUAAAACUAUGGGCAAAACAAUUCAAGUGGGGCAGAGAGUCAUUAGAAGACGAUCCACGUUCUGGUCGACCAAUUGAAGCAACUGCUCCAGAUAUGGUGGAAAAAAUUGAACACCUUGUGCAUGAAAAUCCACGAAUGAAAGAAAGUGUUAGCAGCAAUGUUUGCUCGCGAUGGAUUUCAAGAACUUUGAACAAGUCUCAAAAAGAAAAACGAGUUGCUGCUGCACAUGAGUUUCUCGAGUUGUUGGAAUGGAAUGAAGGGGAUACUUUUGAUCGUAUAGUGACUGGCGAUGAAACAUGGAUCUACUACUAUGAUCCAGAGCUCAAAACACAGACAAUGGAAUGGCACAAACGUGGUGAACCAGCAUUGAAAAUGCCACGCAAACAAAUUGCCACAAACAAG